AUGAGUGGGCGACGACGCAGUCGCAGUCCUCGACAUGAAAAACACACUCGCAGCCGUAGCCAAAGCAGAAGUGGGAGUGGGAGUCACUCGGCGUCUCUAAAGCACAAGCAUCAUCAUCAUCGACAGUAUGAGCGGGAUCACCGACGUCAUGAAGGAGAUGAAGAACAGAAAGGGGGCGAGCGACAUGAGGUUGCGCACAGGUCGCGCAUCUUGACGGUCGUGAACUCGGAUGAAAGCGACAGUAGCAGUUUGAUUACUACAGCCAAGAAGAGUAGAGAUAGUUUAUCGGAUAACAAGCACCGACACCACAGCCAUCGUCAUUCGAAACGUCGGCGUUCGCGCUCGUCGUCCGAGUCGUCGUCCGAGUCGGAGAGCUCUGACGAGUCGAAGCGUGAGCAAUUACGUCACAAGAGGAAACACAAGCACAAGACCUUGCACAAGAGCAAGAAACAACACAAGAAGAGAAAGAAGGACAGCAAGAGCACGAAACAUGCUGUAAAUCAGGACGAGUACGGCAAGUACGGCAUCCUGCGCGAGUCGGACUUCCAUAGCAAGAGCGUGUCGUUUCAGGCGUGGCUUCGAGACGUGAAAAACAUGGGCGAGUUCAAUGGACCCAAGUGGGAAGCCAUGGAACUCUUUAAAGAGUACAUGGAAGACUACAAUACGUGCACAAUGCCCCACAAAAAGUACUAUGAUAUUGAAAAGUUUGAGAUGAAACGGUAUCAAAAGCAGCAGCGCAAGGCGUUUGCAAAGCAGAAGGGGGCGUCCAAUAAGGCACUGGACACGGCGGCUGAUGAAGAGCGACUGCGUCGUGAACGCCUCGAUGCACGCGAGAAGAAGGAACAGGAGGAAUUUCGCCUUGUGCUGCAACUUAUGGACAAGGACAAGAUCGAAGCCAUGCGUGAGCAGGAGCGUCUCCGUGCACAGAUGCAAUUGUUUUACAAGUCUGGAAAUGUCGAAGAGGCUCGUCGUCUCGAGCAGAGUCUUAAUAAGGUCGAGGAGGAUCCGCGCUUUAAACGGUGA
Peronospora farinosa is the source of this 1023-nucleotide messenger RNA. Lineage: Eukaryota; Oomycota; Peronosporomycetes; Peronosporales; Peronosporaceae. The record is from the annotation of a GenBank genome assembly.